AAUGUAAACCAUUAAUAUUAAUUUUCCGUUGUAUAUAUUACAAGUUUUAUGACAAACAAAGAGACUUGCCAUAGAGCUGGAGACUAAUCUUCAUUUUUUUAACUUUUAAAAAUAGAUUACAAAACUACUCCGAUAGCUUUCGCUUUACAUCAUCAUGCACAUCCUUCUCCUCACCUCGAUAUAUCUCUCCGCCGCGUUAUGGGGAACGCUGUUUCUUAUGCCGCAACAAACAAACGCGGCUCGAGCGUUCUACGUGUUUGGCGAUUCACUCGUGGACAGUGGUAAUAACAAUUACUUAGUCACCACCGCUCGUGCCGAUUCUCCACCGUACGGUAUCGAUUAUCCGACUGGUCGUCCAACCGGUCGUUUCUCCAACGGCUUGAACCUCCCCGACAUCAUUAGUGAACAAAUUGGAUCUGAGCCUACAUUACCGAUCCUUAGUCCUGAACUCACCGGAGAGAAGCUAUUGGUCGGAGCUAAUUUUGCCUCUGCCGGCAUCGGAAUUCUCAACGACACGGGCGUUCAAUUUCGGCUUUAA
Messenger RNA from Thlaspi arvense, 538 nucleotides. NCBI's taxonomy places the organism in Eukaryota, Viridiplantae, Streptophyta, Magnoliopsida, Brassicales, Brassicaceae. The record is from the annotation of a GenBank genome assembly.